Messenger RNA from Cryphonectria parasitica EP155, 1884 nucleotides. RefSeq lists its product as uncharacterized. The transcript has 2 exons. The record is from RefSeq and is a predicted model, not a curated record. Bases 1 to 1884 code for a protein of 627 amino acids. Lineage: Eukaryota; Fungi; Ascomycota; Sordariomycetes; Diaporthales; Cryphonectriaceae. Gene Ontology annotation, molecular function: calcium channel activity. Gene Ontology annotation, biological process: calcium ion import across plasma membrane.
AUGCAGCUCUCACCGCUGCAGUCGCGGCUCGCGGCGUCCGUCACCGCCACCGUCCUCCUGAUAAUCCUCUACCUCUCUCUCUUCAGACCUCAAUUCGCCUUAGCAGAAGAGAUCAACCAUGGCUCGCCUAUAAUAUUCGACGACGAAAUUGAUCUGGGCUCCCGAGCGGUCAGGGAUGCCUUGUAUGAGCCCGAGUUCCAUGCCUUUGAACGGAGUAUAUUAGGAAGGGCACCGGUCGUUACUCGGGACACGAUCGCAUUGACGAACAACGUGCCGACCAAGAUGAAUCUCAAUGCGGGCGACUCCUUAGUCUUUGUGUUCGAUAGCUCGCAGCUGUCGAGCAGGCAGGAGAACUGGCCGCUGGAGUUACGUGGGGAGCCUGAAACACCAGCAGGAGAAAAAGAGGCAACAGAUGGAGAGGGAACACUGGCAAAGAGGGCAUCAUCUGCGACGGUCUACUUGUCCGCAAAUACAUGUUUACAGCCCGCAGGAAACUCGACAACCACGGGAACGCCCCCUCAGUUGACGUUGUACGUGUCGACCUCGACAGACAACACAUCACCAGGGCCGUCCGCCGACUCAAGCCAACAGGAGGUUAGGACUUUCCAGAAAGGCGCUGUCAUGUUCAACCUGACCACAUCCGACAGCGUCUACGUCGGCGUGGCCGCGUCCAACAUGUCUAGCAACUUCUCCGGGAUCUACAAUGUUCAGAUAGCCGGCUCUGUGGAUGGAUGGUACCACAGCUACAACGAGACGAACACAGAGGAGCUCUUCUGGGUGGACAGCGACACCACGUCGGUCCUGCUGAUGACACAAAACCUGACGACCAGCCGGAACCACGAGGUGGAGCAGGAGGUUAUGGCCAGCCGGCCGUAUGUCAUGUUUGCGCAGAACGACAUCAACCCGUCUAUCAAGGGCCUAGAGAACUCGUACUGCGGCCUCAACAAUAAUGCCCAGAUCGCGGCGGUUAGAAACGGCCAGACCACAUCGCAAGUGACGACGGGAAUGACAAAGAGGGGCGCGGGCGGGUACCCGAAGCAGCAGUUCUACUUCAGUGGGCUGAACUCAAGCUCCAAGUACGUCGGCAUCCUGGCGAGGAAUGUGGACAAUUCCAGUGAUACCAAUGUUGUCGGAGGUGGUGGCUCAGUCUAUCGGACCACGCAAUUUGAGACCAAGUCGAGCUAUGGCAACUGCGCUCUGAUUUUCAACCUCACAUUCUGCGACCAAGUCGCCUAUGCCGUGCCCAGCAACAACCAGACAUUUCCUACCACGUCUGCCCUAGGCGCGUUCUACGAUGAUUACGCCCAAUCUCUCUACGACGGCUUCAACAAGUCCAUGACAAUGAUCCCCUGCGAGGCCGAGGACACACAGCAGUAUUCCCUGGUCCGCAACUGCAGCACCUGCCGCGCAGCCUACAAGGACUGGCUAUGCUCUGUGACCAUCCCUCGCUGCGAGGACUUCACUUCGACCGAGACCUUCCUGCAGCCGCGUGCUAUGAACUCCACCUUCCCGGACGGUAGCUCCCUCCCCCAGGACCUGCUGCUCCAGUACUCCCAGUUCACCCACCAGUUGAGCUAUCUGACCAGCCGAAACCCUCUGAUCGACACCGAGGUCAAGCCCGGCCCGUACAAGGAGGUUCUGCCGUGCGAGGAGCUGUGCUACGACCUCGUGCAGAGCUGCCCGGCCUCAUUGGGAUUUACCUGUCCAAGGCCAUGGAAUGUGGGGUUCAACACAAGCUACGGCACGAGGCUGGGUAGCAACGACGGGAACAUCACCUGCAAUUACCCUGGCUCGUUCCAUUUCUACUCGGGUGCGAGCAUGUUGACUGCAAGCUGGCUGCUGGCCACCGGAGUGACCUUGCUGGCCGUAGUUGCUGUUUGGUAG